CUUAGCAACGGGCCUGGCGACCGUCUCCUGGCGGCUGCCGCCCCCGGCCGGCACCCCUUUUCCCAUCUUCUGCUCCCGGCGAGGGUGGGGCUGACUGGGAGUCCAGGGCUGGGCCCGGCCCCGGGAAGGACUGAGGGGCGCCGGCUGUCCCCACGGCGGCCGCACGAGGAUCUAAGACCAUGAACGGCAGCCGGAGAGUCCUCCCCAGAUAUGAUCCACCAUGCCUACUUAAGGGACACCUGAGCACCAAAAGUAAUGCUUUUUGCACUGACUCCUCCUCUCUCAGAUUAAACACCCUGCACCUGGUCAAGACUCACAUGGCUGCUCACUAUAAUAAAAUCCUUUCUGCCAAAGCUGCAGUAGACUGCUCAGUUCCAGUAAGCAUAAGUACCAGCAUCAAAUAUGCAGACCAACAACGAAGAGAGAAACUCAAAAGGGAAUUAGCACGAUGUGAAAAGGAGUUGAGGUUAGCUAAAACCAUAAGGCAGGCCAAUUCUAAAAAUAAUUCCAGGUCAAUAUUAAGCACGCUGCAAAAGCCUGCAGGUGAACCACAGGAUGAGGCUGAUGUGUUAACAGAAGGAAUAAGGGAAUUUCCUUCCUUUGCAAGGUCACGAGUACCUUCUUCAGAGAGACUACUCCUUGGCCCAUGUAAAACCGAUAAAGUCCUCACGAGUGGUACUGAGGAGAACUCCAGUUCCUCCCUCACCAGUAUGGGUCACACGGUUUCCCGGCCGAGGAAACUGAGCUCUGCAAGGCCUUACAGCAGAGGGCCCAGGAGCGCAGGGCCCAGGAGCGCAUGCCCCAGUCCCCACCGGUUUCAGCUGGUUAUUUCAAAAGCACCCACUGGGGAUCUUUUGGAUAAACAUUCUGAACUCUUUUCUAACAAAGAAUUGCCAUUCACUCCACGCACUUUAAAAACAGAUGCAAAAUCUUUCCUGUCACAGUACCGAUACUAUACACCUGCCAGAAGAAAAAAGGCUCAGCGGAUAGAAGCUGAAACCCAGACUGAAGUAAGCAGCUUUAACUCUGAUUUUGAGACAGCUGAGACUGAGAAUUUGACAGAUUCAGAAGUGAACAUACAGCAGGCACCUAGCUGUUUAACACAUGGUACCAGAGAAAAAACACCUUUACCUUCACAAAAGUAUGGCUUAACGUGGGAUGAGAUUAAAGAGGGCGUUCUUCAACGUUCCGCACCCAGGACAAUAUCCAAGUAUUCCCUACAACCUUCAGGGAGAAAAAUUCACUCUGAUGAAGAAGAACUAUUGUAUCUGAGUUUCAUUGAAGAUGUAACAGAUGAAAUUUUGAAACUUGGUUUCUUCUCAAAUAGGUUUUUAGAACGACUGUUUGAGAGACAUAUAAAAGAAAACAAACAUCAUUUGGAGGAGAGAAAAAUGCGCCACCUGCUACAUGUCCUGAAGGUGAACUUAGGCUGUAUAUCCGAGCAAACCUCAGUAAAGCUAAAUGAUGCCGAUAUGUUGACUUUACUUGAUUUUGAAAAGACUAAGAAUUCAAAACAAAAUGACUUUAAAAAAGAGCAUGAAAUAACAAUCCAACAGGAACAUCAGGAAUACCAGACAGCUUUGGAUAUGUUAUUGUCUGUACAGAAAGAUGAGAACGAGAUAUUCUCUCCAUCAAAUGAUUUUUUCCUGCCCAUCUUUAAAACAAAAAAGUAUUCAGAAGGAGUUACAAUUCAGCAGGUGAAUGAUGAAGCAAAUCUUGAACCUUCAACAUGGGAUGAAAAAAACCCAAGUGUUUCAGACAGCUUAAUAGACCAGGAAACCUCUGUGGAUGUCAUCGAAGUUGAUAGCGACACUGAAGAGGUUGAGACUUCAGAUGCAUUAGCAUGUCUUAGCCCACCAUUUUCCCAGUCUGCCCAGUUCUCCAGGGUCACAGGUGACAACAAUCAUGACAUGAAAGGGCCAACUCUUAAAAUCAUGGAAAUGAGCAUUGACGACUGUCCUUUGAAUGUUUGAUCUUCGUUAAUAAACACCUCAGAUGACCAGGAACUCAAUAUUCCCUUUCAUUUUUUUUUUUUCUAUAUUUCAAUAUUAGUUUUCCAUGCUACAUAAUAAAUUACCACAAAUGUGGCAGCUUAAAACAACACACAUUUAUUAUUUAUCCCACAGUUUCUGUGGGUCAGAACUCUGAGCACAGGCUAGCUGCGUCACUCCCUUUUUUAAAAAAGCUUUUGAGAGUCUCCACUUGCUAACAAGAUAAAAGUCCAUACCACUUCCAUUUUUUAUAAUGCUCAUCUCUUGCCGUCUUCUCCAGGGAUGGAUUACCCAGUAGGCAAAGUAAGCACAGAUUUACUUGGGCUCACUUACUAAUCUGUAAAUAAGCGCAAGUAAGUAAGCCUGUGCUUACCUUGCUUACCGGGUAAAUCCACCCAUCAGGAAGUGUAAAUUUGAGGAGGUUGGAUUCUGUAGGAAGGUGCUGUGGAUUGGGAGACAGAUGCCAGCCAUACCUAGAAGCAGAAGUUUGAUGUAAAAACAUGUGAAAUUGUUCACUACCGACGAUCUGGAAGCAAGGUAGGCACCAUGCUUCCCUUACUUAUUGGGUAAUCUGCCCCAUCUUCUCCCAAGCAUCUGAAGUGCCUGUGACACCUAGUUUGCUUUCCCUGCCUCCAUGCUGUCUGCUCAGAACACCAUUCCCUCCCGCC
Molecule: messenger RNA, 2659 nt
Organism: Loxodonta africana (African savanna elephant)
Lineage: Eukaryota; Metazoa; Chordata; Mammalia; Proboscidea; Elephantidae
Gene: SPATA7
Product: spermatogenesis associated 7
Exons: 12
Coding region: 180-1973 (597 amino acids)
Biological process (GO): photoreceptor cell maintenance; protein localization to photoreceptor connecting cilium; microtubule cytoskeleton organization
Cellular component (GO): axoneme; ciliary basal body; photoreceptor distal connecting cilium
Source: RefSeq, a predicted model, not a curated record